AGAUUUUCUCUACAAUCUCAAUUACAUUGGUCUUCUCCUUCUUCUUUGAAAAGUCAAGAGUCACAAAGAGUUGGAAAUUUUUUAGAACAUGUUUUGGCUGAAAAGACACAAGUGGUCGGAUCUGUCGAAAAAGUAAUUGUGACGGUCACAAGAGGCAAACACAAAAAGGAAACCGAUUUGAAGUAAAUAUUAUAAUUAAGACAGUAUCAUUCAUCUCUCUGCUAGUCUCUGUUUCAACCCUAGUUGUCGACUUCCUCCUACUAUCAAAGACCUUUAAUCAAACACCAUUGAAUGUGAGACUGAGAGCCAAAACAAAACCAGAGCUUUCCAACCCCUAAAAUGAUCCAACUCCUGAGGUUUUAAUCGAGUUCUCUCUCCUUCCACCGUCUGAAACUCGUCAGAAAGUUUGUAACAACGCGAAGGGGAGCGAGUGUUCUUAUCUCUUCUUCUCGGGUCUUACAGAUGCACCUGUCAGGUCUCUGAGUUUUGUCUCUUUUUUUUUUGGCAAUAUUUUUUUAUGUUUCUCAGAUCCAUCAACCUCAUCCACACACACACACACAAUAGUUUUGAUCUUUAAUACUUUGUCUUGUUGUGUAAAAUUCAAGCCAUGAGAGGCUUCUUCUUCUUCUUCUUCUUCUUAACAUGUCUAGCUUUCUUCAUUAAUCCUCUACACGCCGGUGUACCGUACAACGGAAGCAUCGCUCCAGUGUUUGCAGGAUCUCAGAUGAAUUACAUCAACAACAAGGGUAUCUUCCUCGAAUCGAUCAACAAAGACUUUGGUUUCGGUUUCAUAACCACACCAGAUGAUGUCACUCUCUUCACACUCAGCAUCGUCCACAGAAGCAGCUCGAGACUGAUCUGGUCGGCGAACAGAGCUUCCCCUGUUUCCAAUUCCGACAAGCUUCAGUUCCAAGACGACGGGAAUGUGGUGCUGCGUAGAGAAGAACAAGGAGGAGGAGGAACAGAUGUUUGGAGGUUGGAUAAUUCAGGCAAAAACGCGUCAAGAAUCGAGCUCCGUGACUCCGGGAACCUCGUUGUUGUUUCCGGUGCGGGAGCUUCGAUAUGGGAGAGUUUUGAUCAUCCUACUGAUACGCUUAUCACGAAUCAAGUCUUUAAAGAAGGCAUGAAGCUCACUAGCAAUGCUUCUUCUACAAGCAACAUGACUUAUGUUCUUGAGAUCAAGUCAGGAGAUAUGUUUUUGUCUGUGAACAGCUUGACACCUCAAGUGUAUUGGUCCAUGGGAAAAGACAGAGGAAGGAUCAUUGAUAAAUACGGUGGUGUAGUGACUUCAUCGUCUCUACUGGGGAACUCGUGGAGGUUCUUUGAUGAUAAACAAGAUUUGUUAUGGCAGUUUUUGAUUACAGAUAAUAGAGAUGAUAACGGUACUUGGAUCGCGGUUUUGGGAAACAACGGUGUGAUCACCUUUACAAGUCUUGGAAGUGGUGUGUCUGCGGCUGAUUCUUCCAAAAAAAUCCCAGACGAUCAGUGUGCGACCCCUGAGUCUUGUGGCCCUUACUACGUAUGCUCCGUUGGUAAAGUGUGUGGAUGUGUGUCCGGGUUGCCACGGGCUCGGGAUUGCAAAUCCGGUAUCACUUCUCCUUGUAAGAAGACCGAGAACAAUGCAACGUUGUCUGUGAAGCUUGUAAAUGCUCGAGACAAGGUUGACUAUUUCGCUCUAGGGUUUGCUUCUCCCUUUUCCAAGAAUACUAGUCUUGAUAGCUGUAAAGAGUUCUGCAACAGCAAUUGCUCGUGCCUCGGUCUUUUCUUUCAGAACAGUUCUGGUAACUGCUUCUUGUUUGAUUGGAUUGGUAGCUUUAAAGCCUCUAAAAAUGGAGAUUCUGGUUUUGUGUCUUACAUCAAGGUGGCAACUAAUGGUGAGAGAGGUGGAGAUAAGGGAGAAGAUGAUGGGAAACGUUUUCCAUAUAUAGUGAUUAUUGUCUUGGUGACGAUUUUUAUCAUCAGUGUUUUGAUCUUUGUGGCGUUUCGGAUUCUUAGGAGAAAGAAAACGGUUUUGGAUGAUGAUCAAGAUCAAGAACAGAGUUCAGAUGAGGAUAACUUCUUGGAUAAUCUAUCUGGGAUGCCUAUUAGGUUUACUUAUAAAGAUCUUCAGUCAGCCACAAAUAACUUCUCUGUCAAGUUAGGUCAAGGAGGGUUUGGAUCGGUCUAUGAAGGAUCUUUACCUGAUGGUUCUCGAUUAGCCGUUAAGAAGCUUGAAGGAAUAGGCCAAGGCAAGAAAGAGUUCAGAGCCGAGGUUAGUAUCAUCGGAAGCAUUCAUCAUCUACAUUUGGUGAGGCUCAGGGGUUUCUGCGCUGAAGGGGCUCAUAGGCUUCUAGCUUAUGAGUUCCUGGCGAAAGGUUCCUUAGAGAGAUGGAUAUUUAGUAGAAGAGAUGAAGAUAUACUGUUGGAUUGGGACACAAGGUUCAACAUCGCGGUCGGAACAGCAAAAGGUUUAGCUUAUCUACAUGAAGAUUGCGACGCAAGAAUCAUCCAUUGUGAUAUUAAACCUGAGAACAUACUCUUAGAUGAUAACUUCAACGCCAAGGUAUCUGAUUUUGGACUAGCUAAGCUCAUGACACGCGAACAGAGCCAUGUCUUCACAACUAUGCGUGGGACAAGAGGGUACUUGGCUCCUGAAUGGAUCACAAACUACGCGAUCUCGGAGAAGAGCGAUGUUUACAGCUACGGGAUGGUGUUGCUGGAGCUUAUAGGAGGAAGAAAGAACUAUGAUCCAUCAGAGUCAUCAGAGAAGUGUCACUUCCCUUCUUAUGCUUUUAAGAUGAUGGAAGAAGGAAAGCUUUUGGAGAUUGUUGAUGGGAAGAUGAAGAACUUUGAUGUGGAUGAUGAGAGAGUUCAAAGGACGAUGAAGACUGCGCUUUGGUGUAUACAAGAAGAUAUGCAUUUGAGACCGUCGAUGAGUAAAGUUGUUCAGAUGCUUGAAGGAGUUUUUCCUGUGGUUCAGCCUCCGUCUUCUUCCACUUUGGGCUCGAGGCUUUACUCUAGUUUCUUUAAGUCAAUUAGCGAGGAAGGUGGUGGUACGUCAUCUGGACCGUCGGAUUGUAACAGUGAGAACUAUAUCUCCGCCGUGAGACUCUCCGGUCCGAGAUAGGUUAGCAUGUUAAAUUGGUUUUUUUUUGGCUCACCAUAUGGUGUUGUAUAUUGUGUUUGUGUUUAAAUUAAGAGAAUAGUGUUCUCUCGGUUUUGUAAUGUUCCAAGUUCUACAUAAACUUCACCAAUGGCUAUAUAAAACUAGUCAUUCUGAGGCAAAUGGAAAAUGUCAUGAUGAUUCUAA
Molecule: messenger RNA, 3289 nt
Organism: Brassica oleracea var. oleracea
Lineage: Eukaryota; Viridiplantae; Streptophyta; Magnoliopsida; Brassicales; Brassicaceae
Product: G-type lectin S-receptor-like serine/threonine-protein kinase SD2-5
Exons: 1
Coding region: 608-3106 (832 amino acids)
Biological process (GO): protein phosphorylation
Molecular function (GO): protein serine/threonine kinase activity; ATP binding
Source: RefSeq, a predicted model, not a curated record